AUGGCUUCCAACACCGGUUCUCUCUUCGGAGGGGGUGCUCUUGGAGCCUCGACAUCCCCACAGUUGAACAGCCUCUUUGGCGCAAACAAUUCGACCACAAGUCCUUUCGCAAAAUUUUCUGCUACAGGUGCACAAGGCGCGCAAACACCGUCUCUGUUCGGAGGUCAAUCUCAGGCCCAGCAACAGCCCGCUCAAGCCCCAACCUUCGGCCAGACUCAACAAGCUAGCAACCCGCAGACCCAAGGACAACCUCCAAGUCAGUCAACACAACCUGCAUUUUUCAACAGUCUAUUAGAGCGUGGAAAAAAGCGACCAUUGUCAUCGGUUAUUCAGAACAACAACUUCGAAGACGUGCCCAGUCUCCAGUUAGGCCUGGACGACAUCCGAAGGAAGGCGCGAGAGCUAGGCUCCGCGGGACAAAAGGAUACCUCAAACGGCAAGAACACCAAAGCUCAUUAUCUUCUUGCAGCUUCCGGCAUAUCCCCCGGGCAAGCAUUGCGCGACCUCAAAUCCAUGGAUCCUCAGGCAUCUCUGGCGGCCCCGGUGAGGGAACUGGACCAAUUUGACCCAGACAAUCAAAGAUUUUUGCGGAAUAUCCAGCAACGUGGCCGACAAGUCAUGAUCGCAGAGGGUCUCACCAGAGCUCAGCGGGACUUCGAUGCUUUUCUAGAGGAGAAGGUGGACAUGGAUUGGGAAGACCAGCGUGAAAAAAUAUUCCACCACUUCGGAUUAUCGCAGAAAGACGCUACCGGCGCUGGAGGGCUGAAAUCUACCACGAGGGGUGCCUUUGGGCGGACGGCAAGACAGUCUAAGCAAACCGGAGCUGCCCCAGCCAACGGACCCUCAACCGUAUCCCGCAGAAGCGUAUACGGGCGUUCCGGCCUCGAGAAGUCGGUGAUUGGCACACCUGGGGCCGGCUUGGCAAGCCGUCAAAUAUUUGAAGACCCAGUAGAGCGAAAUGUAGGAACUGCGGCCCACUCACCUGAUUUCAGGUUCCAACGGGAAAAGAUGGGUCACUACGCCGAGAAGGUUCAACAAUUAAACCUCGCCAGACUUCAGGGAAAAUGUUACCCCAUACUCGACGAGUUUUCAUAUGUUGAAGUACAAGCCGGUGGUGAUGUACCUCGGCAACUCUUCAAUGCAUACCAAGCCUUGAUAAGAAUUGUCCACGAAAAGCCAAACAUCAUGAACACAUCGGAGCCCGGAGCAGUGAAGGAGCGACAGUAUGCCGAAGAUUACCUUGAAGAAUCGUCUAAAUCUCUCAAAUCAAUUGAACUGAAGAAGCAAAUUCUUGAAGGCUCCAGGGGUUUCCUCGAGAGCACAUUCUUCGACGAAGUUGAAACCGCCAUUGCCAAAAACCCCCGGGAAGCACAAUUGGGAGGAAUUCCGACCGUGGUCAACAAGAUUCGCGCCUAUAUCCGUCUUCAAGCCGCAAGGAAGGAUCUGGCACCUGACGGGACUGAGCUCCAAAUGGUGAACCAAGACUACUGCUGGAUUCUCAUCUUCUACCUUCUUCGAUGUGGUUUUGUGACUGAGGCAGCUGAAUAUGUUAGUCGGGACAGCGGGUUCCGGUCUUUAGAUCACAAAUUUGUGACCUACAUGACAACCUACGCACAGAGCAGGAGACUGCCCCGGGACUUGCAGCAAAAGAUCAACGGCGAGUUUCAGCAACGCUCACGGAACGCACCUGAAAACACUGUCGAUCCUUACCGAAUGGCAUGUUACAAGAUCAUUGGUCGCUGUGAUCUCUCGCGUCGUCGCUUGGAUGGUGUAAAGCAGACCGUCGAGGACUGGAUGUGGCUACAAUUCAGCCUUGCAAGAGAGGACGAUCGCGCUGAAGAGGUUGCAGGUGACGUCUUUGGUCUAGAGGAUAUUCAGACCGACAUUCAGGAAAUUGGCCAACGUGUCUUCACCAAGGGCAACGAGGGACCCGGUGGCUAUGGAACUUACUUCCUGCUGCAGAUAUUGGGAGGAAUGUUUGAGCAGGCUGUGCAUUACCUCGGCACCUAUGCUCCAGUCACUGCCGUUCAUUUCGCCAUCGCCCUGUCCUAUUAUGGCCUCUUACGUGUGUCCGACUUCUACACCUCUGGUGAAGAAAUUCUCUCCUUUACCGUCAAGCAAUAUCCCCAGAUCAAUUUCGGAUAUCUUUUGACCCAGUACACCCGAGAAUUCCGCACUGGAUUUGUUGAAGCUGCCAUCGAUUACUUCACGCUGAUCUGCCUCAACGCAGAUCUUCCAGGUGCUCUGGGCAAGUCUCAAGCAUCAGUCUGCCACGAGGCCCUGCGAGAGUUCAUUCUAGAGACCAGGGACUUCGCCAAAUUGCUAGGCGAUAUUCGGGCGGACGGAACACGCUUCAAGGGAGCCAUAGAGCAACGUCUCGAUUUGAUCAAAUUGGUCGACCAGCAAGAAUUCUUGAAGACCAUUACGGUUCAAGCUGCUGCCGUGGCGGAUGAUAAGGGGUUAAUCACGGAUGCUGUGCUUCUUUACCACUUGGCAGAGAACUAUGACCGUGUCAUUGACAUUAUCAACCGUGCAUUGUCAGAUGCGAUCGCGAUUGAGCUAGGCGGUGCCAUGCCGAAGCUGCAACCCUUGCGCCCAAGGGUCGACCAAAAUCAAGAUGAGCCAGAGGCGUUGGAAGCCGGAAGCAGCCUCAGUUUGACUGCUGUGGAUGAUCCAGGCAUGCUUGCCAAGAACAUGAUCAGUCUUUACGAUUCGGACAUAAUGUAUUAUGGACAAAUCCGACAAGUCAACCGCGAUGCUUGUGGGUUGCUGCUGCGUAUGUUGGAAGCUAAGACCCAGGUUGAAGCCGGCAGAUGGGCGCCAGCUCUUGAUGCUAUCAACGCUUUGGGUAUUCUCCCUUUGCAAGCACAGGGCUCCGUGUCGUACAUUCGAAGCACGGCCCAAGCCUUCUCGGCUUUACCGCCCAUCAUUUCACGCAACGUCGGGCCUGUCAUCAUGUGGAGUAUCACAUGUAUUGGCUAUGAACGCCAAAAACGUACCUUUGGGAUGUACGACAGUGAAGUGCGGCAGGGAUUGGCGGAUACUUUGCUUGUCAUGGCCAAGGAUCUCAUGAUUUUCUCGGGAAUGGUCAAGUACAAACUGCCGCCACGGGUCUAUGAGACUCUUGCUCGUGCUGGGGCGGAUAUCGGGGCAUAUUAA
Messenger RNA from Penicillium digitatum Pd1, 3159 nucleotides. RefSeq names its product linker nucleoporin NIC96 (gene nic96). Gene Ontology annotation, cellular component: nuclear pore. Gene Ontology annotation, molecular function: structural constituent of nuclear pore. Gene Ontology annotation, biological process: poly(A)+ mRNA export from nucleus; protein import into nucleus. NCBI's taxonomy places the organism in Eukaryota, Fungi, Ascomycota, Eurotiomycetes, Eurotiales, Aspergillaceae. The record is from RefSeq and is a predicted model, not a curated record.